UGAUUGGUUGGCAGAGAGGCGCGUACGGUAAUCAUGGGCACAGUCGCUUAACUCCCUUGUCAUUUCUCUUUCUCCUUUGGCAUUUUUGUUUCCAUAUUCUCUGUACUCUUCUGCAGCAAAGGACUCCCAAGCUUUUCAAGCGACAUUUUCAAAGGAUUUUAGAGUCGAUUCUUUCAGGUAAUAACAAAUGGAAUUUGUUAGAGAAGUUGGAGAACUCCGGGGUAACUAGGGCAUGGAAGGGGAAGAGGUUGUGAUGUCCGUAGAACCGAUUGCGAUGAUUGUACCGCCGGAACUGCAAGACUUGCCAGAAAUCUUUACACCCGAGAGCAGUGCCAGUUCGAGCACACACGAGAGCUCCAGUGCUAAUCCUUCUUCGUCAUCUGAAGGGUCAUCAUCAGAAAAGACUCCCAAUGCCGGAGAAGACGUGGAGGAGGGUGUAAGUAAUCCCUCGCCGGAAAGUGCGGAGGUGAAUGUAGAUGUGCUCGUGGUUGCAAGUUGGGAGAAUAAAAGUAUAAGUGGUAGGCUGAGCAACCUUCGCAAAGCCCCACAUACAUUGGCCGCUGGAUUUAGCUUUAGGGCAAACUUGCAUCACGAGGCAACAGAUUGCGCCACCUCCACUAAAGGAUACAAGAGACUGGAGGAGAUAGUGAGGCAGUAUCACGUUCCUAGGACAGUUUUGGUCCGAACUGGCACCAAAAACGAGAGGGCUGCACAGUGUCGUCAACAGGGUGGAUACCCGUUACGAGCUGGCGCUGAUACAGUUAACCCCCAACAGCAUAAAAUUUAUCAUAGGAUUUAUGCUAUUGUGAGCAAGGUUAAAGAUACCUACGAAGGCAAUCGUGUUCAGAUCGCUCUUCUUGUGUCGGCUAAGUACCACUCAGACGAGGUGGAUACACGAACAGAGAAGGUUAGCAACGAUCUGGCAGCUUGCCUCUCUGGGUGGCGCUUAGGGCAUACGUACAUGAAUUAUCCUACGCUAACCCCUGACGACUUGGAGCUUAAGGAUCGAAUAACGAAUUAUGUGAAGGCGGUGGGGUUAGUUGAUUUGGAGGCCCUAGUUACCCUUGAGCUGCUCGCUUUGCGCGGGUUUGUGGAUGUCGCAAACCUGUUCAGUGAAGCAUGCUGGAGAGACAACGCGAACGGGCUUAGCGCUCACGAGCUAAGGGAGUUGGGUCUAGCACGCAAAGGCAAACGCGCUUUGACAAGCGACCGCCUACAGCUCCUCGCAGCUUGUCGCAAAGGGAGUGAGGCUCCAGCUCGGCUUCACGGCCACAUGUUGAGCGGCGAAUUGAACACUGGGAAUCAGUCUGGAGCGGUGCGCUCACUUGACGCGCCCGCUGCUCAAGCGCGUAACCCUACUGAAGCCCUACCCACAGCAGCAGCUAGCAUGGGCCCUAGAAAUGCAUACCCUGAAGGCUUUAGCUAUACUAAAGCCGACUGUCAGCUCGUUAUGGUCCAGGGUAUGUAGAAUUUCGUCCCACUUGCGGACUAUCAGCGGACCAAAGGUUACAUUCAGCAGCACGGGAGUCAUGCUGCUAUGCUGAAGCUAAUGGAUGUGAGUAUUUUGUUAAAUAAUCAUGUUAUCUAUUGUAGUUUUUGUAAUAAAAGUUGACUAUAGAA
Messenger RNA from Rubroshorea leprosula, 1620 nucleotides. NCBI's taxonomy places the organism in Eukaryota, Viridiplantae, Streptophyta, Magnoliopsida, Malvales, Dipterocarpaceae. The record is from the annotation of a GenBank genome assembly.